Effrenium voratum is the source of this 660-nucleotide messenger RNA. NCBI's taxonomy places the organism in Eukaryota, Dinophyceae, Suessiales, Symbiodiniaceae. The record is from the annotation of a GenBank genome assembly.
AUGAGCGGCCCGGUCGGCUUCCACGCAACGAAAAAGGCGAGACCCGGAGUUGCGGAGGUGGAGUUGGCCUCCGGCUCCGAUUCUCCGAUGCGAGGGGCCCGUGGCGUGGCGGGUCUGAACUUCACCUGGCCGGUAGCAGAGCUGCACGUGGCCUCAGUCCCGGAGAUGCCGAGCACCUCCAUCACCCGCCUGAGCUGCGGGGUGGAUUUGCAGGGCAACCAGGUGUGCAUGUGCGACGCUGGGUGGUAUGGCCCGCAGUGCGACCAGUUGUGCAAUUGCACUGGCGCGGGAAUUGCCAGGUGCAACGAGGGCCCCGAAGGGGACGGCAGCUGCAUUUGCAAAGACGGGUAUUUGGGCGAGCGGUGCGACCAAUGCAAGCAGUACUACUACAACUUGGAGAAUGGCUGCGCCAUCUACUGCCAUCCGGAUGACUACUGCAACGGCCACGGCGAGUGCACGACGCACCCGGUGACGCAUCAGAUCAACGGAUGUCAGUGCUACCAAGAAUGGGCGGGCCGGAGCCCCGGACCUACGCGGCGCUAUGGGUCGGUAUACUGCACCAAGAACACCACCUGCAGCGGGAAGGGUGCGCUCCCCGGAGGGCGCCGUCCGGCGAGGACCUACGGGAGGCACCUCCUUUGGCGAAUCGACCAGAAGUGA